Molecule: messenger RNA, 1293 nt
Organism: Aphanomyces invadans
Lineage: Eukaryota; Oomycota; Saprolegniomycetes; Saprolegniales; Verrucalvaceae
Exons: 6
Coding region: 1-1293 (430 amino acids)
Source: RefSeq, a predicted model, not a curated record
AUGUUGAAUGCAAGCACGUUGGCACGGCCGCCAACGUGCUCCGUCGACGCGGCCGAGCAUCUCAAAGUCCUUACCGAGCUCACCGACUGCAAGGAACGGUACUACCGACUGGGGGCCGACUUGCGCCGCCUUCGAACGCAAGUGGGGGACAAGGGCAGCAUGCCGACCGCAUCAACGACCAACGACGAGACGAACCACGAAAUAGAACUGCUGCACCAGACGCAGCGCGCCUUGAACGCAUCGAUCGCUCAGAACGAGGCGCUGCAUGCCGAGUUUGCCCAGUUUCGGCGUGACGCGGAUGCGCGAGACCGCCAAGCACGUGCUCGCAUCGAGGCGUUGGUCGCCGAACUCGAGACGGCGAAAGCAUACGUUGACGAAGUCAAACAGUCGUCGCCUUGCAGCAAUGCCGUGGCAGCGCUGCGGCGGCACCUUCGGGACAAGACGGAUGAGCUGGACGCUGUCGUGGCGGACAACGAAUCGCUCCGACAAGACAUCGUCGUCGAGCGAGCCCGUCGGCACGAGGCUAGUCGCGAGCGGGAUGGCCUUCGCGUGAUGGUCCAGGAACUACAGGCAGACCUCGCGGAUGCUGUCUGUCGCCGCCGAUCCAACAACCAUGACGACGACGAUGACGACGAUGAAGCAGCCUCCGCUGGCGUGCUGUCGCAGUUACGUACAGAUAACUCACGGCUGUGUGCGUUGCUGGCCGACACGACCGAGUUUGCACGGUUCAAAAUGCAUGUUUCGUUGGAAGGCGCUUCGUACGUACAAAGGCCAGGCACCCCACCGGAAGACAACUUGAUGGCAUGGGGGCGGCUCGUGUCGGGCUUGCAGCCGCGGUAUGCUGGCAAAGUUGCAGACCAUUCCCCCGACCACUUCGACAUGGAGCCGUCGUCGCCUCCACCACAGAAAGCGGCGAGUGCUUCCAACUCGCCUGAUGCUCUUGCCAAGACGGAGGAACUGCGGUGGGUGCCGUCCAAAGUGCUUCACCUUGUCCGGGCCUUCCAGCGCCGCCACUGCAGCAACGUCGCGCCGCACCACUUUGACGCAUGGGUGCUCAAGCUCCACGCAGUGUGGCACGAACGAUGCCUCGCCAAAGUCCGCCACGUCGUCGACGCGCACCGAAAGCAUGCAGCGGAGAUGCGUCGACAGGUCCAGCACUCGAUGCCUUAUGAUGCUGUUGUCCACACGCGAGAAAUCGAACGGCUGCGGCACGACGUGCUCGAGCUCACGCAAAAGCUGCUGCGUGGCGGUCGAAAAGGACAGCGACGACGAUCGAGUCCGCACCUCCGAUAG